Molecule: messenger RNA, 1257 nt
Organism: Fusarium tjaetaba
Lineage: Eukaryota; Fungi; Ascomycota; Sordariomycetes; Hypocreales; Nectriaceae
Exons: 1
Coding region: 1-1257 (418 amino acids)
Source: RefSeq, a predicted model, not a curated record
AUGCCGACUCCAAGAAAUACACCAGAGACUCAAAAGUGGCCAGACGCUGCGCUGUGCCAUAGCCAGUCCCUCGUUCUCUCCCCAAGCCCAGAUCCUUUGGAGACAAGCAGUCUUGAGUUUCUCACAAGUAUACACGACUGGAGUAAUUCAUUCUAUGAAUCUCUCUAUAUCGAUGGAUUACACGCACAAAACAUCCAUUCCUCACCGCGAACUGCCAAAAUCAACCGUUACGAUCCCGAGGGCUUGAGUUUCGCCUUUCGGACCAUCGUUGAGCUCAUUCAACGCGGAAAAGGCGUUCUAGCAGGCCGCUUGACCCGAAAAGCCUUUCUAGACAUCGAGAAUAUGCUACAGGUCGAGGCACCGCUGUUCAUCUGGAAUGUUUUGGAAAUCAUGUAUCACAUGGUUCGUCUUGGUCAGACACAGCUUCUUGGCAUGCUUCUUAUGCAACUAGUCGAGCUGGCGAGUAAUACCCAUGAGAUGCAGUAUCCGGUCAUCAAGAUGCUGAAGAGCUUGCAAAGAGCGGUGUAUCUUUGGGAGAAGCAUGCGACACUUGAGAAAAUGCACCUUCUUGAGCAGGCUUGGGGUUUGAAUGCUGAUAUAAUAUUCAGCAACUACGACUCGAGACUGUUGGCCAUGUACUACCGCCUAGUCUGGGAAUCCUCCUGUAUCAAGCUUGGCGAGGAUCAACUGGAUGGUCUUGAUAAAUGGUUCUCAGCCGUGAAAAGCAAGAUUCCGCACGAGGAUUCCUAUUUCCGACAGGCUGUUCUAUUCACCGAUCCCAACUCGACAGAGGAUGCUGAACCGCCGAGAGACUACGAGAUCACAAAAGCGCUUUGCGUCUCGGCAAUACAGCAUCGCUGCACAAUGACCUUUGGAGAGUCAAACAUGGCAAGCCUCGUGCGUUUGGGUCUACUCAAGAGUCGUGUUCUUGACGAGAUUGACGAACAAUCAAGCGAUGAGAUACCGCAGUCCCACACGCGGUUUCAAGCAAGGGUUAUGGCCUAUUUGAUGAAGGUGCUUAUGGACGUUGAUAGAGAACUCGGGUUGGAUGUCAAUGUGGCGGACAGAAUGCGGAACAAGAUCGCGUUGCGCGAGUUUGGCUACUCGAGCACUUCGCCGCAGGUUAUACAUGAUAUGUGGCAGCUAGAAGCCUUUCUGCAAAAAGAAGGACAUGUAGCUGAAGCGGAAAAGAUAAGGAAGGAGACAUAUAAGAGGCUGGAGGAGUAUGUGGACCAGGUGCCUGUAGACGAGGUCUAG